AUGUAUCAGGAUGUCACCACCCAGAUCCGUAGCACCGCUGACGACAUAGUGCUGGUGGAGAACAACGCAUCAGAGCUCCAAAAAGUUUUAGACGGAUGGGUAGCUGAAAUCGAAAAACACGGUCUACGAGUGAGCCGCACCAAAACGGAGCUUAUGGAAUGCGACUUCGGAGGAACUGAGGAGAUGACUCAAAAAUCGAUCGAGAUGUGGACCAUCGAGUUAAUACGUCUUAAAUGGAGAACGCUGUCCGGCGUUCUGUGUGAUAGAAAAGUGCCAAUAAAAACUAAGGGAAAAGUAUAUAAGGCGGCCGUCAGACCUACCAUGACAUACGGUUCCGAAUGCUGGGCAACUUUGAAGAAGCACGAACAAAAGCUACACACAGCAGAGAUGAAAAUGCUCCGUUGGGCAGGAGGCGUGACGCGCUUGGAUAAAGUACGAAACGAAUAUGUAAGAGGUUCCUUCAAAGUUGCACCAAUAGCCGAGAAACUAAGAUGGUACGGGCACGUCAUGAGGCGAGACGAUAGCUACUCCGUAAAAACAGUGCUGAACAUUAGCACGCAGCGAUCAAGAGGCAGAGGCAGACCGCCCGCCACUUCGUGGUACACUGUCGAAAGGGACCUAAAAACUCAGAAUAUCCCAUUGUUGACAACCCAGGACAGACCGGCCUGGCGCAAACGCACAAGAAGGCCCGACCCCAAAUGA
Cydia splendana is the source of this 702-nucleotide messenger RNA. RefSeq lists its product as uncharacterized. The transcript is spliced from 3 exons. Lineage: Eukaryota; Metazoa; Arthropoda; Insecta; Lepidoptera; Tortricidae. The record is from RefSeq and is a predicted model, not a curated record. Bases 1 to 702 code for a protein of 233 amino acids.